AUGUCUGACCAUUGGGAUUUUGAGAAUCUCCCGAGGACGCGAGCUGGAAGUAUCCAGACGCACCUCACGAUUGUUCCCAGCGCCGCGGUCUCCAGCCCCCCGCUCCAACCCAUGCCAAGUGAAGCUCCUCCAUCCUUGCCCGUCCUUGCUCCCUCCCGGGAGCCAUCUCCCCAUGGACCAACGGUCAAUCCGGCAUCACGCCCUGCAUCACGCCCUGCAUCACGCCCUGCCUCUGCGACCUCUUCCCGCACUUCCUCUCGUGCACCCGCGAAUCCAGCUGCCACAGUCCAUGUCCAGGCUAUGCACCAGAUCAUGGCACGCGACAGUGGUACAAGGCCCUCCUCUCCGUUGCCGAGGAGAGUUGAGAUCCCCAUCGCUCCCGUCCAUGUGGAUGCUCGGCGGCUGUUUCACGGUGCUGAGAUAGCAAGGGCCCGCGAGGUCUUGCAGGCGUACAUGGCGGUUUACGAGGACGUGCAGUCCUGGCCCCAAGAUGCUGAGGUCGAGCUGACAGAGGCCCAGCGUGACAUCUGGGAGAGGGAGCUGGAGGCCUUGAAUACAUCUAUGGGGCUGUGGACGAAGUAUAUUGAGCUGGAGCUUGCAGAUGCCAGCGCAACCAAUGGUGCUGGCUACGUUGCGAUUGACGUACCCACCACAUUCACACCCCUGCAACAAGCGACCAUCCGGUCCCUCCGAGGCUAUUUUCAGGAGCGGAUGCAAGCCAUCCACAACUCCUUGGGCAACUGGCGGCGGAUACUGAGGGGAUUGCGCAGGCGGACCGAACAGGACACAGACAACACCAAUUCGGAGGAGGAGAACGGAUUGGCCCUUCGUAUGGCACGGGCGGAGGUGCAUCGUCUGGAAGAGAUGAGAUUUCUCUUGCGGGGACUUCGUGGUGUGUGUGACGCCCUUCUCCUUCCACCAGAUGAACAAGCCGCCAACUCUGAUGAGGAGAUGGACCUGUGGUAA
Molecule: messenger RNA, 966 nt
Organism: Gloeophyllum trabeum ATCC 11539
Lineage: Eukaryota; Fungi; Basidiomycota; Agaricomycetes; Gloeophyllales; Gloeophyllaceae
Exons: 3
Coding region: 1-966 (321 amino acids)
Source: RefSeq, a predicted model, not a curated record